Messenger RNA from Schistocerca nitens (vagrant locust), 420 nucleotides. RefSeq lists its product as uncharacterized. The record is from RefSeq and is a predicted model, not a curated record. NCBI's taxonomy places the organism in Eukaryota, Metazoa, Arthropoda, Insecta, Orthoptera, Acrididae. The coding region runs from base 1 to 420 and encodes 139 amino acids. The transcript has a single exon.
AUGGUCGGCGUGCAGCAACAGCCGUCGUCUCCACAGCGGGUGCAGGCUCCAGCGGCUCCUCCGCCGGCCCGACCAGCUGCGCCAUUCGCCAUCGUUGACGAUGCCCCCGUGCCCUUGGCACCGCCGCCGCCGAUGUCGCAGCGUAGCCAGCAACGCCCGCACGUUCCACUUUACGGGCAGCUUCCCGCGGACGUCGAUGAACCUAUGCCCCUGGCGCCAUCGCUGCCAGCUUCCCCGCCUCUUCCGCGACACAGCUCCGCUCGUCUGGCCCGCCACGCCGCGCCCUACUCUGCGGGGGCGAGUUUUCACCGCCUCCUCUACGAGGCCGCCAAGGCCGAGCAGGACGACGUCGUCCUCCUCUCCCCCCCACCCUCCCCCCGGGAAGGGUGGUGUGUACUGUCUGCCAUCGGGUUCCUCUAG